UGCUUCCCAAUUCUAAUUAGCUAUAGCUAGCUUAUUUCCUUUGCUUUUCUUGCCUCUUUCUGCUUUCCACCACAAUGGCUAAGUCUAAUCUACUUGGCAAAAUUCCUUCCAUGGUUUCCUUAAUGCUGCUUUUCGGUGUCCUAACUGCUACCCUUACCACAACAGGUGCCCAGAUUGGUGUUUGUUAUGGAACGCUUGGAAACAACUUACCGCCCCCACAAGAAGUUGUAUCUCUCUACAACCAAUACAACAUCCAAAAAAUGCGGCUCUAUGGUCCUAACCAUGAUGCUCUCCAAGCCCUUAGAGGCUCCAACAUUGAGGUCAUGCUUGGUGUAGAAAAUGAACGCCUUCAAGACAUUUCUUCUAGCCAAGACAGUGCAAAUAAUUGGGUCCAAAACAACGUCGUAAACUAUGGCGAUGUCAAUUUCAAGUAUAUUGCAGUUGGAAAUGAAGUAAACGCCACAGGUCCGGAAGCACCAUAUGUUGGCCCUGCAAUGGAAAAAAUUCAAAAUGCAAUUUCUUCUGCAGGACUUGCAAACAAAAUUAAGGUCUCCACCGCGGUUUAUCCUAUAAUUCUCGGAGAAUCCUACCCUCCAUCAAAGGGUUCUUUCAGGCAAAAUUAUCGUCCAUUUCUUGAUCCUAUCAUUGGCUUCUUGGUAGGGAACAAAUCGCCAUUGCUUCUUAAUGCGUAUCCCUAUUUUAGUUACAUCCAAAGUCGUGACAUUAGUCUCGAUUAUGCCCUUUUUAAAUCUCCAUCCGUAAUAGUGAAUGAUGGUGAUCUUGGGUACCAAAACCUCUUUGAUGCAAUUCUGGAUGCAGUUUACUCAGCGUUAGAGAAGGCUAAUGGCGGUUCGUUGAAAAUUGUUGUAUCAGAGAGUGGAUGGCCCUCGGAUGGUGGCGAUGUCCAAGUGACGACGAAAGAGAACGCGAGAAUUUACAACUCAAAAUUGAUUCAGCAUGUGAAGGGUGGCACUCCAAAGAAACCUGGAAGCCCCAUAGAAACCUACGUGUUUGCCAUGUUUAAUGAGAAUGAGAAGACUGGGGAACCAACAGAGAAGCAUUUCGGGCUCUUUUUCCCAAACAAAGAGCCUGUGUAUCCCAUUGAUUUCAACUAAGAGUUGAAAUUCUAGUGUACUCUGAGAUCAGAGACACCCUUUUAAAGCAAUUUAACCGUAAUAAAUAUAGGGUUACUUGUAAACCCUAGUGAAGACAAAAAGGAAACCUUUUUGUGAUUCAUUAACUCAUAAAUGUAGAUGCCAUAUAUUUGGCCUAUAAACUGAAGUAUAUGAUUUGCCAAGUGUAUUUUUUUUACAUUGUCAUUAUUUAUCUACUUCUUAAGACAAGAACA
Molecule: messenger RNA, 1348 nt
Organism: Prunus avium (sweet cherry)
Lineage: Eukaryota; Viridiplantae; Streptophyta; Magnoliopsida; Rosales; Rosaceae
Product: glucan endo-1,3-beta-glucosidase-like
Biological process (GO): carbohydrate metabolic process
Molecular function (GO): hydrolase activity, hydrolyzing O-glycosyl compounds
Source: RefSeq, a predicted model, not a curated record